This is a messenger RNA of Diversispora eburnea, 914 nucleotides long. The record is from the annotation of a GenBank genome assembly. Lineage: Eukaryota; Fungi; Glomeromycota; Glomeromycetes; Diversisporales; Diversisporaceae.
GUUUUGAAGAUGUAAUACAGAUUCGUGGUACUCAAUUACAAAGAAUUUUAACUGAAGUAAAUUCAACAAAAACAAUAUAUACAUCUAAAGAAAUACUUAUUGAAAAAGUUAAUCAGCAAAGAUUAGUAAUAAAAGAGCAAAAAGAAAUAAUUAUCAAUCUAAAAGAAUGUCUUAAUAAAAAAAUUAAAAAUGAAGAAGAAGAAAUUUCUAUUGAAAUGGCAAAUAUUACUCAAGUUGUUUCUGAAAAACCAUUAUAUAAUACUCAAGAACUUUUAGCAAAUCACAAAACAAUAAAUCCUAUAACUGGUGAGAAUUGGUUUUUUAUUAGUGACUCAACACAUUUAUUUAAAAAACUUAGAAACAAUUUGACAAAAAGUCACACUGAACAUACUUUAUCAAAAGAAGUAGAAGAUGUAUUAGAAUCCAUUGAAAAAUUAAAAGAAAUUUCCAAAGGAACAAAAAAAUUAGGACCAAAGACAUGGAUCUCAUCACAGUAUCAAUUUGACUUAAUUUUGUCUAUCAAUGAUAUGCUUAAAGGACUUUUUGGUACAAUCUGUGAACUUGGUAAAGAUUCUUCUACACACACAUAUAAAUCUUAUGGGUAUUCUUUAAACAAAUAUCAAUUAUCAUCAUUAUUUUCUAGAGAGGAUUUUCUUGCAAUAACUAAUUUAAAUGGUUCUUCGAUUCAAAGACUUGUUGCAUAUUUGCUUUUACAAAAAAUAAAUGAAUCUUUACUGGAAGAGGUAAGUAUACCAGAUGAUUCUUUAAAUUCUAACUUGGAAUCCUCUGAUGGUGGUGAGGAUGAGAAUUGUUCUUAUGACGAGGACGUUAAUGAUAAUAACGAUAAUGAGGACAAUAAUGGGAAUUUCUCUGAUAAUGAGGAAGAAGAUGAUGAAUAUAACAUUUUCCGAUGA